Fusarium pseudograminearum CS3096 is the source of this 639-nucleotide messenger RNA. RefSeq lists its product as uncharacterized. The coding region runs from base 1 to 639 and encodes 212 amino acids. Lineage: Eukaryota; Fungi; Ascomycota; Sordariomycetes; Hypocreales; Nectriaceae. The record is from RefSeq and is a predicted model, not a curated record. The transcript has a single exon.
AUGGUUCGCUUUACCCUUACACCCAUUCUGGCUGCUGCCGACGCAGAUCAAAUGAUUAAGAUGGGUCUCGCUACCGCCGCUGAUGAACAUGGCAACCGGCUACUCCACAAAGUCCACUCUCAACCAGGGGCUAAAUGGGACGGGUAUGCUCGGAAGGAUAGGCCUUAUGUCGAGAACUAUCCCCAAUCCUUCGCCACUAUUCCAGACCAGAUGUUCUCCGAGGCCGCUAUCUACUACUUUGGUUUUACUGCGGAGAAAACGGCAGAGAUCUGGGCAGAUUUUGUGCACAGGUACAGAUUGAUCAAGAAGGUGAAACCGACAAUCCCACUGGCGUUCAUACGUACUUGUGUGUCGGUAUCCCUUGAUCGCAAGAUCGAUGUCGAUAGCGACAAAGAUGAUGCUACAUUGAGACGCGUCAUGACUCUCUGGGGAGUAUCAAACACUGUUCAAGAUGUCAUCUUAGAUCCCGCGCACAGACACCUUCGGACUAAGAAAAGCUGUUCUCAGGUGGUCAUGGAUGUGGUCGAUACUCGAUACAAUAUGCUAUGCACCAUCCGGAAAAAAUCUCAUUCUCGGGCGAGGUUUUGCCCUUGGCUUACUUCUCGGGAUACUGCACGUUCUACUUCUCAACAGGACUGA